Sclerotinia trifoliorum is the source of this 1390-nucleotide messenger RNA. NCBI's taxonomy places the organism in Eukaryota, Fungi, Ascomycota, Leotiomycetes, Helotiales, Sclerotiniaceae. The record is from the annotation of a GenBank genome assembly.
AGAAUUGUUGUUUAAUUUAACGCACAAAAAGGCGGAAUAUUUGUUGACUUCUGAUGUUUACACAGAUCAUUGCCAGUCCCGAAUUUUGGUGCUCAUAUACUCCGUAUAUAAAUAUUGUGAUGGCUGCCCUCUCACAUCGUCCCCCUCACCCAGUUUCUCUGCUACCCUUCCAUCACCUUCGUCGAAGAUCAAAGAUACCAGAAUUAUAAUUGGUAGAUUGUUCUUCUCAGUUCCAAAUCAUGAAGCUGCAGUUUGUUCUUCUUGCUGGUACCAUUGCUUUCAGCAAUGCGUCUCCUCAUGUGAGUGAGCAACUCCCUAGCAUUUAAACACCGAUUCUGACUUGGCCAAGCCUGCACCAGUAGAAGUUCGCCAUUUCAAAUUCGACGAUGAUACUCCUGAUCAACCUGAUCAACCUGGUCAAUCCUAUGGUUGUAAUUGUACCGGAACAACCGCAGGGCCGCUUCCCGCCUCUGCUCAAUACAUCUGCUAUGAUUGGAGACUCGGUCCGAAAGUACUUCCAAAAUAUCUCCCCCUCUCGAGCGAGCUAUCAUCUUAUGAUAGAUUCGGCGGAUUGACUCCAGGGCAAUUCCUUGCAAAGUGGUGGGAUAGCAAAAAGGGCCAGUUCAUAUACCCAGGGGAUGAAACCCGUGGGUUUUCAACUGACAUAAAUGGAAAACCUAUCAACGGAUUGAUAAGCCUUCCUCCUGACACUUAUCUAGACAGGUUUGGAGGUGAAACUGGUUUGUUCUACCGUAUCCUAGAUCAUGUCACUCAUCAUAAUCAGCUGACACGGAUAGGAAUGUUUCUGUCCUCCGCCGAUACGCCAUAUUCACAACGGUCUCUCCCACCUUCGAACCUAAACAAUCGGGUUCAAGAUCCAGGGUUUCCAAAUGACUACCAUGUCUAUCGUGUCAAGAAGGACCUGAUGCUCUAUGCUGGACCCAUUGCGCCCGUCAGUAUCUUCCAUUCUUGCAUAUCACCACUUUUCUCUCCAAUUCGUUAAUCUCAAGCUUCUUCGGUCAUGUUUUCCUUUUGUUUUCUCCUUGCUCUCAUCAUAUGGCUUUAUGACCCGCUGUAGUUACAAAAAUUCAUACUAAGCAAAUGCUGACUCUAAAGUAUUGUAGUGGUUUGGUCAACCGGGACUUGGAACACAGUUUUACUCAGGACCUCGAACUGUUGCGGAUUUAAUUGGUAACGGAACUCUAGAAAGGGUCGAUCCUUCUGUUCUGAUCUCCAACAGACAACAAAUGGGUUGCGGAUACUAGACGGAGUUACCUGCUUCCGUAAGGUGGCCAAGAUUAAUUGGUGAUUUUAAUGAUCUCAUGCUCACUGUUAAUAUAUUAUGCUAUUAGUCAAUUUGACAUCUAAUGAUAGAAUUUAGCUUCCAAGA